UGGCGAGUGCGCUGCCGGUUGUGCAUCUAGUGGUGUCCGCUCCAUAGGGAUUAUGGAACUUUAGCGGUUCCUUGCUGUGGACGUUCAAGAUGACGUAGACACUAUGUGGGUCUUAGUAGUGACCAUCUUCAGUCAUGUUAUUACAAAGACUGGCAGUGAGGACGCACAUAUCGAGAUGUUGCUGCGAAUGUUGUCCUACGAGACUACGGAGCCUGCACCGACGGUGUCGACAACCCCAGCAAUUCUACCUUUCUUCGAGGACGCAUCCAGCUUCACUAACGUCACCUCACAGCUGGGGAGUAGCGUCGUGCUGCACUGCAAGGUCAAUGACCUCACGGACAGAAUGUCGGUGUCCUGGCUCCGACGGCACGAGGGUAAACUCCACCUGUUGUCUGUUGGCUCCGAGACUUACAGCUCUGAUGCCAGGUACUCCGCCAUGUUCGCUCGCCCCAACGACUGGCAGCUACGGCUGGACUUUGCACAGGACAGAGACCAGGGACAGUACGAGUGCCAAGUGUCUUCACAUCCACCGAUAGUCUUUAUUGUCUAUUUACAUGUUGUUGUCCCCGAGCUAGAGAUUGCGGAUGAACGAGGUUUACCAAUCCACAACAAGUUCUACAACGAGGGAAGUACGAUAGAACUUAAAUGUGUCAUCAGUAGAGUUCCUCAGCCUAGUCACUUCAUCAUGUGGAAACAUGGAACUCGAGUACUCAACUAUGAUACUUCCAGAGGGGGCAUCAGUGUCAAGACAGAUAUCUUAGAGACAGGAGCCAAGAGCAGAUUGUUCAUAGCCAACGCUCACAGUCACGACUCCGGUAACUACUCCUGUGCUUUAGGGGACGUUGCUUCCACCACAGUCUCCGUCCAUGUCCUCAAUGGCGACACCCCUGCAGCAAUGCAGCAUGGAGACUCUACUAUGACAGUCGGUCAGCACUGGGCACUGCUGGCGUUGCUGAGUCUGCUGUUCCUGCACAGCUGACAGUAACAGGUCCUGCAGGACAUCAAGUAUCCCGGACAUUCGAUGUAGCCUAAAACACUGCAAAAACAUUUGUAAUAUUGGACUAAGCCAAAUGCUAAAAUAAUGGAAAUACCUGUUGAACACACGGCAAUAUUUCUGAACACAAAGUUUACUACAAUUUUAUUUUAAUAAAAUGUCCAAACUAACAGCAUAAACGAUAAAAAACUAUGUAAAUAAACUUAUUUUGAAAUUCAAUGAAAAAUAUUUUAAGUUUUACGAUAAAUAAACUUAUUACAUUUUACACGAUUUCAUUGUUUUUCAGUAUCUAACUAAAAAAUCAUAUGAAAAAAUAAUUAAAUUAGAUGGCUUUACGUAAUCAAAUCAUCAAGUUUAAGCUAGUUACAUUUUAAUCUCUAAAACAACUAAAAGACUACAAUAUAACACAACCAUUAAACAUUCUAAUUUUAAAUUUGAGCUUUUUUGAUAAUAAUAAUGUAUCAAUCUUAAGAAGUGAAAAUAUAAGAAAUCACCGGGUAAAAUAAAAGUAAAAUGUAUACGUUCUGCAAUGUUGUUUUUUAGUCUUAAAUACGGGCCUACUUGAAUAGUAAAAAUUAUUUACUUCAAUUAUUCAAAUAAAUUUAGAUGAAAGACUGUUGAACGUUACUUACGUAAUCUUUUACACCGUGUAAAAUUAAGGUUAAUAUUGUUUUUAAAUAUUGAAAAAGUGAGGCAAAUCUCUAACAAAAAUAUUUGUUUUUACAUUAUCUAAGUUUGAAGAAAAAUUAAAUAAGUUUAAAUUGUAUAUAGUAAUACUUA
Molecule: messenger RNA, 1774 nt
Organism: Macrosteles quadrilineatus (aster leafhopper)
Lineage: Eukaryota; Metazoa; Arthropoda; Insecta; Hemiptera; Cicadellidae
Product: obscurin-like
Exons: 7
Coding region: 104-979 (291 amino acids)
Biological process (GO): synapse organization
Cellular component (GO): neuron projection membrane
Source: RefSeq, a predicted model, not a curated record